Messenger RNA from Nymphaea colorata (pocket water lily), 1725 nucleotides. Its product is annotated as UDP-glycosyltransferase 75C1-like. Bases 110 to 1606 code for a protein of 498 amino acids. The transcript has a single exon. Gene Ontology annotation, molecular function: UDP-glycosyltransferase activity. The record is from RefSeq and is a predicted model, not a curated record. Lineage: Eukaryota; Viridiplantae; Streptophyta; Magnoliopsida; Nymphaeales; Nymphaeaceae.
GACGUGCACAUUCUUCAUGAAUUUGGGGGCCAUGAGAGGCCGAGUCUUACGAAAGGAAUCUAUAUAAAGCAAGUAAAGCAGCUCCAUUGCCCACCAGAGCUCAAGAAAAAUGACUCACAUUCUCUUGGUCUCCUUCCCAGCCCAAGGUCACAUCAACCCAACCCUUCAGCUCGCCAAGCUCUUAGCUCGGCGCGGCGUUCGUGCCACCUUUGUCACCGCUACUCAUGCCCAUUUAGCCAUCUCAACCGCCGGUAUAGCUGCCAACAACAGCAGCAACAAUGACAACAUGAAUGUACAUUUUGCUCCAAUCUCCGAUGGUUUUGAGCCGGCAACAGUCGACAUUUUCAAGCCAGACUAUCCUCAACACCUCCAAGAACAUGGCUCCCGCUCUCUUGCCGACCUUCUCCUUGCCCUUGCUGCCGCCGGCCAACCCGUCGACUGCGUAGUCUACAACUUUCUUCUUCCUUGGGUUGCUGAUGUUGCUUCGGAGCUCGGCAUCCCUUCUGCACUUCUCUGGAUCCAACCAGUCACCCUCCUUGCCAUCUACUACCACUUCUUGCACCAGUCCCCACAUCUCUUCCUUGAUCUUUAUAAGGAAAUCAAGGUCCCAGGACUGCCACUGUCCCUGAAUUCCGAUUCCCUGCCAUCUUUCCUCUUUCCCGACAAUCCCUUCAUCCUUUCAUUGCCUCUUCUAAAUCACAUGUUUCAAGGGAUCAAAGAGUCUAAAUCUAGGUGGGUUCUUGUCAAUUCUUUUGAAUCACUUGAAGCGGAGACUCUGUCUUCCCUGAAAGACCUCCACAUCCUUCCCAUCACCGUAGGCCCGUUGGUUCCAGCAGCCUACGUGAGCAAAAAAGAUCAUAAGGAUUCUAGCUUUGGUGGCGACUUAGUAAGCGAAAAACGAAAAGAUGAUGGAGGUACAGUCAUAGUCGAUUGGCUAAACACUAAACCGCCUGCUUCAGUAGUAUAUGUUUCAUUUGGUAGCAUGGCGACGCUGACAGAGGCUCAGAUUGAUGAGAUUGCCUAUGGACUGAUAGAGUCGGGGCACUACUUCAUAUGGGUGGUGCGACCACCAAAGGACUAUGGUGGUUUUCCUAGUAGUUUCCGUGAUAUGUUUAUGGACAGAGGGAUGGUAGUGAAGUGGUGCAGCCAGGUCGAAGUUCUGGCUCAUCCCUCCGUUGGCUGCUUUGUUACUCAUGCCGGGUGGAAUUCGACGUUGGAAGGCUUGGUCUGUGGAAAGCCAAUGGUGUGUGUGCCCCAGUGGAGUGACCAGCCGACGAACUCCGAGUGGAUUUCGCAUGUAUGGCGGACCGGCAUCCGCGCGCAGAAGAGUGAAACAGGAGUUUUGGGGAGAGAAGAGUUGAAAAGGUGCUUGAAGAUGGUGAUGGAAGGGGAAAGCGGAGAGGAGAUGAGGAAGAAUGCCAUGGCCUGGAGGGAGGAGUCUAGAGCUGCAGCAGAUGAAGGUGGUUCCUCCGAUCGUAACAUCCAAGAUUUCAUCUGUAGCAUCCAAUCAUCGCACAAGGAAGGAGAAGAAGAAGAAGAAGAAGAAGAAGAAGCAGCCUUCCAACCUCUUCCAUCUCUUGCACUACAAUCCCCAAUAUCGACAUAGAGCUUUGAGCUACUUAUAUUAAGUAUCGUCCUGGAUCCAUGCCAGAUGAUUUCUGAUAACCGUGUGUGGAAACUCAUGUAUUUUUCUUUGAUCUUUUUUGAGAAAAUUUUCAUUUUUUA